Paramuricea clavata is the source of this 411-nucleotide messenger RNA. Lineage: Eukaryota; Metazoa; Cnidaria; Anthozoa; Malacalcyonacea; Plexauridae. The record is from the annotation of a GenBank genome assembly.
AUGUUGAGAAACUACAGGAGUACACCACAUCGAAUAACGAAAGAAACCCCUGCCAAACUUCUGAUGAAUAGAGAAUUACGUACCAAGAUUCCAAGCAUCACUGGCAAGAAACAAAUUGAUGAUGACGAACUGCGGAAAACUGAUCGUAUGACGAAAGAGAAAUACAAGCAGUAUGCAGACACGAGGAGGAAAGCGAAAAAGAAAAAUCUAAAGCAAGGCGACUUUGUUUUGCUACAACAUAAGCAUAAGAACAAAUACUCAACUAAUUUUCGACUGGAUCCUCUGGAAGUUGUUCAAGUCAAAGGUUCUCAGAUUAUCAUGAAGGAUAACAGUGGAAAGACGUACCGUCGAAACUCCAGUCAUGUUAAGAAAUUUCUGAAACCAGAUGAAAGAAGAGGAAGUAAGCGUUGA